AUGGCGGAGUUGAAUGAGAUGAUAGAGACGUUGUACGCCGGCAAACUUAUUAGUGAGCAGCAGGUGGCGCAGCUGUGUGACCGCUGCAAGGACCUCUUUCUCGAGGAGGGAAACAUUGAGGUUGUGUACGCUCCCGUCACACUGUGUGGCGAUAUCCACGGCCAGCUAUUUGACAUGUUGGAGCUCUUUCGUCAUGGCGGCCGCGCGCCGGACACCAGCUAUGUGUUCAUGGGGGACUUUGUGGACCGCGGCUACCACAGCGUCGAGACCCUGUUGCUGCUGCUUCUACUAAAAGUCCGCUACCCAGACCGCAUGACACUUUUGCGCGGUAAUCACGAGUCCCGUCAGAUCACGCAGGUGUAUGGCUUUUACGACGAAUGCUACAGAAAGUACGGUAGCGCCAAUGUCUGGCGCUUUUGCACCGAUUUGUUUGACUACAUGCCGUUAUUGGCUUUGGUAGAGGAGGACGUGUUGUGCGUGCACGGCGGUCUGAGCCCAGACAUUAACACACUCGAUGAAAUUCGUGUUUUGGAUCGUAAGCAGGAAGUUCCACACGAGGGCCCCAUGACAGAUCUUCUGUGGUCCGACCCUGACGACAUCAACGGUUGGGCCCUUAGCCCACGAGGUGCGGGAUUUAUUUUUGGCGCAGACGUCACGAAGGCAUUUAAUCACAGGAACGGCAUCACGCUUAUUGCACGCGCUCACCAACUCGUUUUUGAAGGCUACAAGUCCAUGUUUGACGACAACUGUUGCACAGUGUGGUCCGCUCCAAACUACUGCUACCGCUGCGGCAACGUUGCGUCCAUCAUGAAAAUAGGCGAGAAGUCACGAACAGACCGCAGCUUCAUCACAUUUGGGGCGGCUCCCGCUGAAGAGCGCGGGCACUUGACUAAAAAGCCCCCGCCCGAGUACUUCUUGUGA
Molecule: messenger RNA, 921 nt
Organism: Trypanosoma cruzi
Lineage: Eukaryota; Euglenozoa; Kinetoplastea; Trypanosomatida; Trypanosomatidae
Product: protein phosphatase 4 catalytic subunit, putative
Exons: 1
Coding region: 1-921 (306 amino acids)
Biological process (GO): peptidyl-serine dephosphorylation; double-strand break repair via homologous recombination
Cellular component (GO): nucleus; cytoplasm
Molecular function (GO): protein serine/threonine phosphatase activity
Source: RefSeq, a predicted model, not a curated record